Messenger RNA from Symbiodinium sp. CCMP2592, 858 nucleotides. NCBI's taxonomy places the organism in Eukaryota, Dinophyceae, Suessiales, Symbiodiniaceae. The record is from the annotation of a GenBank genome assembly.
AUGCAUGAAGCGAAGAUCUUCCGUAUGUAUUGUGGACACGAGGUCUGUUUUGUGCUUCACAGCCGUGGAGCAGAUUUGCGUUGUCUCGCUCUGGCUCAUUUUUCUCUAGGCUAUUUAUCAGUGCCGUUGUUUAAACAGUCCCGUAUUUUGUCAAUCCAGAUCGCUGGCAUGGCAUUUGGUCGCUCGCUUGUGGCGCUCCUCAUCGUCACAUUCGGUGGCAUGACGCAAGCAGUUCGCAACGUUGCAAACAUCACGUCGGCCGUGCUCGACGCAAACCCGACCCAUGUCAACGGCUUGGGCUUUGAGUGUUACUGCAUGGCCGUCAGCUCCGAGAAAGAUUGUCCCGACACAGGUGCAGCUGCUUCUCGCUCUAAUCAGCCGGACAUGCACCGCUUCUACGACCCUGAGGCAGGAACCUGCUGUCUGCUGGAGUACGACAGGAGGACCGGCCACAUGAAGCAAGAAGGGAAACCGAGCACACCGCCGAAGGGAUACGAAAAGCAGUCCGGUUUGGCAAAGUGUUCGUCGGACACACGGUCCUUUCCGAAGAGGAGAUGUUGUCAUGUGCUGGCCGGGUAUGAUGAGAGCGCGCCCGUGAUUUCCUUCUACGUGUUGAAGGCAACAGUGGUUACCAAGAUCAACAACAAGGGAGAGGUAAGCAAGAUCAAGCCGCGGGUCACCAAAGACUACGUGGCAGGAGGUAAGGACGAAAAAGAGCAUCUGUCGAUCGGAUGGCAGGACGUUUGGAAGUUUAUAGACGAGAUGAAGAAGAUGGACAAGCUUCCGAACAUGGAGUGCCUGGCUGAGUCCAUCGACGAGAUGUUGCAUGAUGAGAGGCCCUGCCACCUGUACCGGUAG